CCUCGCCUCCCUUGGCGGCUGCGGUUCCUAUAGGGACAGAGGCGAGCGCGGCCUGCUGCCGGCGGAGCCGCCUCACGGCCUGGGCCCCUGGCACCAGGUAAUUAUUUCAAGAUGCCCGGGGGUUCAGUGAUUUCGUUCAACUGUGUGGAUUCUUCUCUAUCGUCUCUGAAAAACUGCCAGUCAUAUAUAAACACUGGGAUGGAUAUUGCUACUAAUGUUGCUCUUGACCUUGUGGAAAAUCGCAAUGAUGUAGAGGAGGUUAACAGAAUGGAAAGUGUGAUGUUAGAAUAUGCUGCGAUGGACAGAGAGCUAAACCAUUAUAUGCAAGCAGUUGAAGCUACAGUACAUCAGAUAAAACGAGACAAACCAGAAAAUAUACCAGAUCUAAAAGAUUUAGUAAAAAAAAAAUUCACUGCAUUGGAAAGCAAAAACGAUGACUCAGAUUUGAAAAGAAAUGAAAAAUAUAUACAUUUUAUGGAACAGCUUAAAAGAAUGAGAAAACAGUUUGGUCCCCGGUCAGAUACUGAUGCAAAUGAGUCCAUUGAACAAAUAGAUGAAGAUAUAGCAGUGACUCAAAGUCAGAUGAACUUUAUUUGUCCUAUCACACAGAUGGAAAUGCAGAAGCCAGUUCGAAAUAAAGUCUGUGGCCAUACCUAUGAAGAAGAAGCCAUUCUAAAAAUUAUACAGCGUCGAGAAAAUCAAAAGAAAAAGGCAUGCUGCCCUAAAAUUGGCUGUAGCCAUUUAGAUGUUAAGAGAUCAGAUCUUGUGCCAGAUGAAGCACUUAAAAGAGCGAUUGACAGUCAGAAUAAACAAGCCCGAUCAAUGCCGUAGAAGUCAGCUGGACACACUGUUACCACAAAGAAAAUUUGUUAUUGGAGGUCUUGUGAGAUAAGCUGCUGAUUGUAAGCAGGUUGUGUAACUGAUUGUUAUUUGAAGUGUUUCAUUUGAAGGCAAAGUUGAAGGUGUCAGCUAUAACUGAAAGCAUUUCUUAAACUGCCAAGUGUGAAGCAUUCCAGUUUAACUUGUUUGUUUUUCUUCCUAAACCUCUAAAAUGUUGCGUUUUAUAAAUAAAAUGUAUGUGAAAAAUGUAACCUCCUUUGUCAGUAGUGUGCUCAUUUUCAAAGCAUUCUAAAGAUAUCAAUUUAGGUCUAAGCCUGCAAAAUGCUUGCUACUGGGUGCACUGUUUCCUACUGUGAGCCAUCCCAGUGAGAUGUCUCUGUUGUUGCUGGGGCUACUCAUGGUAGGAGGCACCGUGGCCAAGAUUUUCAAAGGAAUGUGAUCUGGGGGUGCCUCUUAUUUUUGGAUGCCCAGCACAAGACCUCUUAAGAGAGCCUGAUUUUCAGAAAGUGCUGAGCAUCUGAAUCUCAUGUUUGGGAAUGCAAAAUCAUUAGUCACUUUUAUUAACCGCAGGUUCUGGCCCUUAAUCAUACUGUACUUCUUAUAUUCAAAAUCUUUUAUUUCAGACUUUAUGUAUUUGGAAUUCCCAAGGGGGUUCACAUUGAUAUUUUAUGUGAGAAGAAUUGGCUUAUUUGUAAACCUCUUCAGUUCAUUAACCUUAUGUAUAAUAACAAUAAAAAUAUUAUAGGAUACCUA
Messenger RNA from Malaclemys terrapin pileata, 1593 nucleotides. RefSeq names its product NSE2 (MMS21) homolog, SMC5-SMC6 complex SUMO ligase (gene NSMCE2). Gene Ontology annotation, biological process: protein ubiquitination; double-strand break repair via homologous recombination; protein sumoylation. The coding region runs from base 112 to 831 and encodes 239 amino acids. Gene Ontology annotation, cellular component: nucleus; Smc5-Smc6 complex. Gene Ontology annotation, molecular function: ubiquitin-protein transferase activity; zinc ion binding; SUMO ligase activity. Lineage: Eukaryota; Metazoa; Chordata; Testudines; Emydidae. The transcript is spliced from 7 exons. The record is from RefSeq and is a predicted model, not a curated record.